AUGGCGUCCAAGUUCCCAGAAGAAGGAGAUGAAAAGGUCAAGCUACGCCCUAGGAGAGGUCAUGACAUGACAUGGUCAUGUGACAAACACGGGGAGCCAAUCAAAUUCUACUGCAAAGAAGACAACAUACCCGUUUGUCAUCCAUGCGCUACCAAAGAGCAUUGCCACAAACCAUGUGAGCUAGACGACAUCGAGGAUGUCAUCUUGGAGAGGAGGAGGGAACUGGAUGACAAGCAGCAAGAGAUAGAGGAAAUGAAGAAACAACUGAAAACGCUCGACUCUAAACUAGAGUCCACUGCAACCUCUGCAAGUAACCAUUUCCAAUCAGUCAACGAUGAUAUUAAGGUGGCGUUCGACGACAAAUUAAAGAUUGUGAAAGACAAGGAGAAACGAUCGAUUCGUUCGAUCGACGAGGAGGCGGAUGAAGAAAUACAAAUAAUUAAUGAAAAGAGGGAAAGACGGAUCAAAUUAUGUCACGAAGAAGCAGAACAGCAACAACUAACCAUCAAAGAAAGCCAGGCAAAAGUCGAAUCAGAGACAAAGGCAAUCAGCGAGGUGGUUGCUAAACAGAUUAAAGAACUCACAAGUAAGAAUCAGCAUGCAAUCAGCACAUUGGAUAAUAUUGAUUCCAAGAUCAAGCGAAUACAAAAAGAUGACAAAACAUUGGUGAAUGAAGCUCCUCAAGUACUUGCAUCCCUAGAUGAUAAUACAAGUUCAAGUGUGCAUCAAGAUGAUUCCGAUUGUCUUGACCAAAUACAGCGUGAAGUUCAGAAAGUGAAGUUUGUCGAGGGUAAAGUAGGUAGGGAAAACUACGGGAGAAUCGAUGGCUAUAUCGGUAAAUGGGAGCUUGUCAAGUCAAUCCACAUUCCAUCGAUCGUUAAAUCACCUUUAGUGCGUGGUUUGAUCAGUGAUAAUGAGAUAUGUGUGCGGGACGUAGAUAACAAUGCUACUUAUGUAACAACUAUUAGCACUGAACACACAGAGAAAUUCACUGAAGGAGAUAGUAAGGUGAGCAUUACAUCAUGCGCCCCCAUAUACAGUGAGGUGAUAGUAUGUGGUAAGGAGAGACGAGACUGCACGGGUGACAGCUUGGAUGGAUGCAUCACUCUCUAUGACAGACAAUGGAAGGUGAUUAGAGACAUCAGCAUACCGAUGAAUAACCGCUCUGAUGUAACUGAUAUUACUUGUGUGGACGUUGAUGUUGACAGUGAUGGGAUGAUCCUCGCUGCUCAGUACGAUGCGUCUAAUAUCUACGUCAUCAACCCUGAUGAUGGUAAGAUACUAAACACUGUUACAAUGCAGGGCAAGGUGGUGAGGGGUGGGAUACAAGCCUUGUCAUCAGGUGAUAUCGUUGUGGAGACAGAGCAGGAUGAAUUCACUGUCAUUUCACGAUCAGGGGAACAGAAGGCUGUCAUACACUGUGAUGAGGGGUGUGGGUCAUGGUAUCGAGUUGACAAACUGACAGACACACUCUACGUCAAAUACACGGAUAUAGAGCUUGAUAUAUACGCGGUUGAUCAGGUGUCAUGUGAUGGCAUCAUCCAGGCAAGGAGGAUCGUGGAAUACAAGGGAUCAGGUCGAGACUGCAUUAACCCAUUCCUCGUAACUCCUUCUGGCAACCUUGUAGCUUGUAACGGAGACACAUUUUUUGUGUACAAGAAGAGUUUCAUCGUGUAA
Molecule: messenger RNA, 1677 nt
Organism: Strongylocentrotus purpuratus (purple sea urchin)
Lineage: Eukaryota; Metazoa; Echinodermata; Echinoidea; Camarodonta; Strongylocentrotidae
Exons: 1
Coding region: 1-1677 (558 amino acids)
Biological process (GO): positive regulation of DNA-templated transcription
Cellular component (GO): chromatin; nucleoplasm
Molecular function (GO): zinc ion binding; ubiquitin-protein transferase activity
Source: RefSeq, a predicted model, not a curated record